AUGCUCAAAGACCUUGUGGAGAUCAGUAUGACAACAACCGUGUGGCUCAAUGUUUUCUACUUCUCGCAGAUUGUUCCUGCACAGAGGGCCUUUUUCGUGUGGCUGAAGUCAAAUAUCAAACUUUUCAUAUAUUGUGGUUUGGUCUUUUACUGGGUAUUUCUUCUCAUCAAUGGUAUUUUUGAGGUUUUCAUUUCAUUGAUAAAAGCAAAGAAUACUGUCAAUUCUACAGGCAAUGGUACAGAUCCACAUGAAUAUUCACCACACCAUGUCAUUUCUUUGGUUGGUCAUGUUAUUAAGCUGCUGUAUCUAUUUCUGAGUCUUGUUGUGAUGUUGGGAUCUGGCUGUGCCACGGUUUCCUAUCUAAGGCGUCACAUGGAGAACAUGAAGUCAAGCAUGAAGUCUUCUCUGGAGAGUCAACUGAGGGUGACCACCACAGGCAUCGUGCAAGCUGUUUUCUACUUCAUGUGUGCCACAUGGAUCUGCAUCAGCAUGUUACAUAAUGACAUCUUCAAAUACAAAUUUGACGAGAACGACUACAUCUUCUACUCUGUUACGUCACUCUAUUCUCUUGGAACUUGUAUAAAUCUCUGCAUUGGUCAGUCUCUGUUUAGGCAGAGGGCUGUUGACCUGUGGCACAAGGUCUCAAAGAUGGUUCAAUCAAGGAGACAUGUCUAA
Molecule: messenger RNA, 675 nt
Organism: Alosa sapidissima (American shad)
Lineage: Eukaryota; Metazoa; Chordata; Actinopteri; Clupeiformes; Clupeidae
Exons: 1
Coding region: 1-675 (224 amino acids)
Biological process (GO): G protein-coupled receptor signaling pathway; sensory perception of taste
Cellular component (GO): membrane
Molecular function (GO): G protein-coupled receptor activity
Source: RefSeq, a predicted model, not a curated record